Molecule: messenger RNA, 1566 nt
Organism: Drosophila arizonae
Lineage: Eukaryota; Metazoa; Arthropoda; Insecta; Diptera; Drosophilidae
Product: putative cytochrome P450 6a21
Molecular function (GO): monooxygenase activity; oxidoreductase activity, acting on paired donors, with incorporation or reduction of molecular oxygen; iron ion binding
Source: RefSeq, a predicted model, not a curated record
GCUUGCAACGGGCACGACCAUGGCUAUCGGAAUUUUAUUACUUACGGCAGUGAUUGCCCUCUUGGGCUAUCUGUAUUUGCGAAUGCAUCGCAAUAUGCAGCACUGGCAAAAUGCGGGCAUUCCCUGCGAGGAGCCCCACAUUCUGAUGGGCAACCUGAAGGGCAUGCAGACUGAACGAUCAUUUCUGGACAUUUGGAUGCAGUACUAUAGGAAAUUCAAAGGAACUGGACCUUUUGCCGGAUUCUAUUGGUUCCAGCGUCCAGCUGCAUUUAUUUUGGAACCCUUUCUGGUGAAGCACAUUCUGAUAAAGGACUUUAAUAAGUUCACUGAUCGAGGCUUCUUUAGCAACCCCGAGGAUGACCCACUUUCUGGGCAGCUUUUCCUAUUAGAUGGCCAUAAAUGGAGAUCUAUGAGGAAUAAGCUCUCAUCCACAUUUACGUCUGGCAAAAUGAAGUACAUGUUUCCCACGGURGUGAAGAUAAGCCACGAGUUCGUCGAGGUCUUUGGAGAUAUGGUAGACAAGUCUUCGGUGAUUGAGGUGAGAGAGCUGCUGGCUCGGUUUACCACGGAUGUUAUCGGUARUGUCGCCUUUGGCAUUGAGUGCAGCAGUCUUAAGGAUCCUGAAGCUGAGUUCCGUGUCAUGGGUCGUAGUGCCUUAACCGAUCAGCGCCAUGGAGCCCUGGGAAUUGCGAUCCUCAAUAGUUUUCCGAAUUUUUCUCGACGAAUGCAUUUGAAAAUGACACCAGAUCACAUCGAAAAAUUCUUUAUGAGAAUCGUCAGAGAAACUGUUGACUUCAGAGAGAAAAACAAUAUUCGUCGCAAUGAUUUUAUGGACCAGUUGAUUGACUUAAAAAAUAAUCGAUUGAUGAAGUCCGAAACAGGAGAGGAUACGAGUCUGACAAUUGAGGAGAUAGCUGCUCAGACCUUCCUGUUCUUUGCUGCUGGAUUUGAAACUUCUUCGACGACAAUGGGCUUCGUCCUCUAUGAACUAGCCCAGAAUGUUGAUAUACAGGAUCGAUUGAGGGAGGAGUGCAAAGAAGUUCUAUCCAGGUACAAUGGGGAUCUUACCUACGAGUGUAUUAGGGAUAUGCAGUACUUGAACCAGGUCAUAUCGGAAACCUUGCGACUAUACACGGUUCUUCCAGUUCUCAAUCGGGAGUGCCUAGAGGAUUUUGUGGUACCUGGAUAUCCGAAUUAUGUGAUCAAGAAGGGUAUGACAAUUCUCAUACCGUCUGCAGCUAUGCAUCGUGAUGAGAAGCUGUAUCCGGAACCGAAUCGCUUCAACCCAGAUAACUUUGAGCCGGAAAAAGUGAAGAACCGCGACUCUGUGGAGUGGCUUCCCUUCGGAGAUGGACCACGAAAUUGCAUUGGAAUGCGAUUUGGAGAAAUGCAGGCUCGCAUUGGUCUUGCAAUGCUUAUUAAGCACUUUAAGUUUUCAGUGUGCGAUAAGACAACGAUUCCCAUUAAAUAUAACAGGAAGACCUUCCUGGUGGGAAGCGAGUCUGGCAUUUACCUGAAUGUAGAGCGAGUGUAAUGACGCAAGAGUAGUAAAUCACACUUGCUGAU